Acanthosepion pharaonis is the source of this 525-nucleotide messenger RNA. The record is from the annotation of a GenBank genome assembly. NCBI's taxonomy places the organism in Eukaryota, Metazoa, Mollusca, Cephalopoda, Sepiida, Sepiidae.
AUGCUUGUAAAUUAUUGCGACUCUCUAACGUUUUGUUUCCUAUCGAAAUUCCUAACCAUCAAAUCAUCAUGCGAAUGGUAUUUUUUCAUAUUAUUUAUAGAAACGGCCAGUAGUUGUUGCUAUAACUGCCGGCCAUUUUGUUGUGAUUGUUAUAACGGGAUUCUUUACUGUCGCUCUCUCUAUUAUCUUCUUUGUCCCUUUGAAUUAAUUGAGAAGGAAACAAUUACAGCGGCGUUUGGCGUGUGGGCAAACAAUCUGCGGCCUUCCGAUCCAAGAUACCCGACGUUUUUGCGAUUGUUUUCGCUUUCGUAUUUUUCACUUCUUUCUCUCUAUCUUUCUUUCUUUCUUUCCUUCUUUCUUUCUUUCUUUCUUUCUUUCUUGCUUUCAUUUUUUUCCCUUUCUUACGUUACUUUUAUUACUUCUUUCUUUCUUUCUUUAAUUUCCCUUUCUUACUUCUUUCUUCUCUCACCCCUCUCCCUUUCUAUAUAUCUAACUCAAUGUAUUUCUAUCUAUCUAUCUAUCUAA